AUGUACAAACAGCUAGAGCCACAGCUCGAGCGAGACGACAUCGAGGAUCCUGAUCCCGAUUUUCACACCAAAAAUUGGCCGCCUCGGCUACUCAAGCCGGCAUCGACACAACCACCAACACCCGAGUCCAAGUCUGAACGUAGCCUCUUUCCACUCUCGCGUUGCGGCUAUGGUCCACAGAACUUCACCUUCCUAGCCUACCCAGAUCCUUAUAUAGGUCUCGGCUUCGAGUGGGGCAAGGUUACCAAGGCUGAACUUGAGACCGAAUCCGAGCAGCGUUACCAGCAGCUGAUGCUCAUCUGGCACCCGGACAAUGCAAACGUCACUGGAUUGGAUAGCUGGCAACACCUCCAUAUUGAGACGAAGAUCACAAGGAUGUACAACUCAUUGAAGCGUGAUAUCAAAUACAUGGAAUUGGUUCAAUAUCAUCGACCGGCAUAA
Molecule: messenger RNA, 441 nt
Organism: Coniosporium apollinis CBS 100218
Lineage: Eukaryota; Fungi; Ascomycota; Dothideomycetes
Exons: 1
Coding region: 1-441 (146 amino acids)
Source: RefSeq, a predicted model, not a curated record